AUGGUGGUCGCCUUGAAGAGAGAAAAUUUGAUGCUGAUCGCUGGAAUUUCACCUCCGGUCUUCCUAAGGUGGAAUCAAAUCGCAAGCAUCAGCCUGAUACUUUUGAGAACUAUGUUAUUGACCUGGAAGUUCCACCAGCUUAAAAUAACAUGCACGACGGCAAAAUCUCUCAAAGCUAAAUUAUUUGGUACUUUCAUGGUCCGUUGCUUUGUAAGGUAUGUGAAAUUUUCAACCCCUAUAUCUUAUUUUCGAACUUCUUUAUUAACACCAAUUUACCUGGUUCUAGAAAUAUUUUACCUCAGUACUGCUCAAAUCUCGAAGAUAAUGAGUAAGGAAAGAUAUUUACCCACAAUUUGA
Blumeria graminis f. sp. triticale is the source of this 357-nucleotide messenger RNA. The record is from the annotation of a GenBank genome assembly. NCBI's taxonomy places the organism in Eukaryota, Fungi, Ascomycota, Leotiomycetes, Helotiales, Erysiphaceae.